GCCCAACAUAACGCAAUUGAAACUCUUCCGGGAGCAUAAUUAUACUAAACGCACUUGUUUAAUUUCUUUUUCUCUCGCACUACAAGGUAUUUUGGACAAGUCUCUUCGUGCCAACAGCCAGCAGUGAAAAGCAGAGGUGACCGAGGCCUCGAGACCGAAGCUUCUGCUUGACAAGCAUCCAGAGGAUCUGCAUAAUAUCGCGAUCCCUUCCGAAUGCAGAAUGCUCUGAGAGUUUGGAUACCGCUAUGUCGGAGAUGCGUGGCUGAGGGCCGAUCGCUUCACAUCGAGAAAAGAAGAAGAUUUUAUUCAUCUCAGUCACGUGAAGAUGAGCCUGAGAUAUUUAAAGUGGUUUGUGGGUCUUCUGGGUCAAUUGAUGUAAACCUCUACAACGCCCCGGCCCUCCGCAACCCUUCCUCGCCCUUAACCAUCUACCUCCCGCCCAUGGGCUUGCAUCUCCAUGCCAGCCACUCUUCCAUACCAAGCUACCUCUUCCACCCCGCCGCCUCCCUAGCAGUCAUCAAUUAUAGAUGGAACAUUUCCUCUUCUCACACAUCCUACCCAACGCCAACACCAAAACUUCUAAGCAAUCACCCCUCCUUUGCAACCCACCCCUUUCCCACGCCUCUCCACGAUGUCCUGCACGCCUAUAGCUAUCUCCUCACCUCUCUGCUCCCUUCCUUCUCCCUCUCUCCACCAUCGCGGACCCACACCUCACCUACCUCUCCUUUCUCACCUCGACCCCGGACAUUCCAUGCCCCGACAUCAACGUCGAAGGUAAUUCAACGGCCAAUUCUGGUGUAUGGGAGUUACUUGGGAGGAACACUGGCAACGAGUCUUGCGCUGACGGAGAGUUUUGCUUCAAAGAACCUCCCAACACGAAUCGCGGGCUUGAUAACGAAGAACGGGGUGUAUGGCUGGACUGAUAUCGCAACUUCGGCACCUCCUACCGAUCUCGAGCAUCAAUCCGAAGUAGAGGAAGAAAUAUGGGACUCAAGAAAGUUACAUUGCUUGAAAGAAAGACUCUUCAGCUCCCCAGGAUCAGCAUUCGACUCCUUCGCCUCUCCCCUCCUCUUCUUCCGCACCGCAGGGGUAGCAGUACCAAAAACAUGGCCAACGUCCAAAGACGACGAGCUUUCCUCGCCAUCCCCGACAACAGACUCAACCACCCCCUCGAACCAGAAUCCAUUAAUCGACCACCUCGAAGAAUCCAUCUUCUACCCGACCUCCGACCCCUCGCUCAUCACAGACAUGGACAUCGAUGAGCUGGAGACGAGCGGAAGGAGGGGAGAGAUGGAUGGCGGCUCCCUCGAGCUGGAGGUCAGCAAGAAAGCAAACCUAAAAUUCCCACCCAAGGACUCCGGUCUCAAGAUCCCUCGUUCUCUCUUCCUUUACACUCCGUCCGAAUCUCCGUCCACUGGGACCACCGAGAACGAGAGGCCUCUCUCUAGCAAGAAGCCAGCACGGAAGCAAGUCCGUGGACGGGAUACCGAUAUCCAGCUCGAGGAGAAAGCGGGAGAGGAAGUAACGCCACAGACUCAAGCGGAAGAAAUGGUCAGGUUAAUGAGGAGGAGUGUGCUACUUCAUGAGUUUAAGGAGAGGGUAUUGUGGGACGAAGAUCAUGAUCCUUCGGCUGCGGCUGAGGAAAGGGUGCAGGUUGCUCCGCUCCCAUGGUUUGAUGAGCCGGAAAUAGAUGGGGAAGGCAGGGUUGUGAGGAAGUGGAUUGAAGAAGUGUUGGAUUUGUAGAUGAUUGAGGAUUGAGGAUAAACAGGGUGGUGGUGCGGAAGGCGUGGCUGAGCUUCAGAUGGCGUUGAUGAGCAGUUGCAGCGGCAGCGGCAGCAAUAAGUAAGCAGCAAGAGCAGAGAUGCAUUGUAGGUACCCUGUGCGCAUCGCACACAAUAAAUCACCUU
Messenger RNA from Hyaloscypha bicolor E, 1907 nucleotides. RefSeq lists its product as uncharacterized. The record is from RefSeq and is a predicted model, not a curated record. NCBI's taxonomy places the organism in Eukaryota, Fungi, Ascomycota, Leotiomycetes, Helotiales, Hyaloscyphaceae. Bases 214 to 1743 code for a protein of 509 amino acids. The transcript is spliced from 2 exons.